Messenger RNA from Oppiella nova, 889 nucleotides. Lineage: Eukaryota; Metazoa; Arthropoda; Arachnida; Sarcoptiformes; Oppiidae. The record is from the annotation of a GenBank genome assembly.
AUGCUCUCUGAAGACGAGAAAGUGAUGAAUAAACUGAAACUAAAAGAGAAACGAAUAAAACUGAAACAAACUGAUGGUAAAUGUGAAGACAUCGUCAACUUCACCACCGAUUCAUCCAAUGAUUCCUCGCAUAAGACAGUUGUGUCUGAAGUACCGGAGAAUCAAAAUCAUAGUGAAGAUGGGCUUGAUUUCAGUGUCUUUGAGAUCGAAAACUCCUAUUCGGACACAAAUAUGACAAACAUUUUAGACGUUGUAUGCCAAUCAGAUCCAUACAAUUCAUCACUUAUAUCAAUACCGAGACCAUUGACUGACUAUAGGAACCAAUUGAAUGAAUUAGAGGGCAAUAAAUUGACAGAAAUACUGUUCGCCACGAAUCAGAUCCAGGAGCCACAAACCACUACCAUUAUAUCCAACAUUAAUGAUAUGGAUGAAUAUCACGACGACAACAACUCAUUUUUACUUCAUUUAGAAUUCUUAAGGAAUGAAAGAAAUAAUCUUUACGAGGCUUACAAAAAUUACCUGGGUAAAAUGAUGCCAUUAGUACAUAACGAUCCGGUUAUUAUGCAUUUGUUGACGGCUAUCCUGCUAUUCAACCCCAAGCGUCCACACCUCACUCAUAAACAGUUAGUUAAACUUCAACAGCGAUCAUACAUCCAUUUACUCCAACGGUAUUACCUAUUGAAGUAUCGCUCAGAAUAUGAGGCGAACGCAAAGUUUAGGGAGUUAUGGGAUAUAAUGCCAGAUAUUUGUGUAUUAAGUGGUAUUUUAUGGAGGAAUGGCACCGAAGCCCAACCAACCCGUAUGGGACCUAUACUACGGGAAAUAUUUGAUAAAACAUUAUAAAUAAAUAUUUAUUUAUUUUUUUAUAUCAAUAUAAUUUGUAAAUUAC